Molecule: messenger RNA, 5862 nt
Organism: Elgaria multicarinata webbii
Lineage: Eukaryota; Metazoa; Chordata; Lepidosauria; Squamata; Anguidae
Gene: MOB1B
Product: MOB kinase activator 1B
Exons: 6
Coding region: 63-713 (216 amino acids)
Biological process (GO): positive regulation of protein phosphorylation; hippo signaling
Cellular component (GO): cytoplasm; nucleus
Molecular function (GO): protein kinase activator activity
Source: RefSeq, a predicted model, not a curated record
GGCCGCCUUCCUGCCAUUGGGAGCCGAGCUGAGGCAGCCGCAGUUGGUCCCGCUCCGCCGCCAUGAGCUUCUUGUUUGGUAGCCGUUCUUCUAAAACUUUUAAACCAAAGAAGAAUAUCCCCGAAGGCUCCCAUCAAUAUGAGCUGCUGAAACAUGCGGAGGCCACUCUUGGAAGUGGCAACUUGCGGAUGGCUGUGAUGCUGCCUGAGGGCGAAGAUCUAAAUGAAUGGGUUGCAGUGAACACUGUGGACUUCUUCAAUCAGAUCAACAUGCUUUAUGGGACAAUUACAGACUUCUGCACAGAGGAGAGCUGCCCGGUGAUGUCUGCAGGUCCAAAAUAUGAGUACCAUUGGGCAGAUGGAACAAACAUAAAGAAGCCAAUCAAGUGUUCAGCACCAAAGUACAUUGAUUACCUUAUGACUUGGGUUCAGGAUCAGCUGGAUGAUGAAACGCUAUUUCCAUCUAAAAUAGGUGUUCCUUUCCCAAAGAACUUCAUGUCAGUAGCCAAGACCAUCUUAAAGCGUCUCUUCAGAGUUUAUGCUCACAUCUAUCACCAGCACUUUGAUCCAGUCAUCCAGCUUCAAGAAGAGGCACAUCUCAACACAUCUUUCAAGCACUUUAUCUUUUUUGUUCAGGAAUUUAACCUUAUAGACAGAAGAGAACUUGCUCCGCUCCAAGAACUGAUUGAAAAACUCACUUCAAAGGACAGAUAAGCAGAAAUGGAUUUGUGCAAAUCACUUGUUUCUUUAAGCAGGCAUGUGGUGUUUUAGGGAUUUGGGCUGCAAUUCUCUACACACUAACUGAGAUCCAUGAGACCUACUCCUGAGUAAGUGUGUGGAGGUUUACAGCCUUUUAAUUUUUUUGUUUUUAGAAAGAAAAGGAAACUUGUUCUGUUUUUACUUGGGCAACCUAGAUCCAUUCUCUAUGCUUUUAUUAGAGGAAGUCCUUUACCUUUUAGCGACACACACACAGUAAAUGGCUUUCUGUUAUUGUUCAUUGUGAACUUUUUUUAAAAAAAUAGCCGAUGUCAUUUGUUUAUAAAAGGAGAAAAAACAUGCUUGUUGAGAAAUGUGACACUGCUGGUUGUAUGGGUUCUGCAUUGCCAGUUGUAGCCCAUUCUCAGAAGGUCCUUAAAGAGACCUUAACCUUCUCUAAGUGCCUUGGCAGACUCUCUCUUCUGAGGUACAAAGCACAUACAAAGAACAUUGCUGGAAACAGAAAACACAAAUUCCUACCCAGGACAUUUACUAACACUUGAGAUAUAUAUAUAUAACUAAAUAUGUGUAAAACUUAAAAAAAAAAAGCCAUAACUUCUGUCGGUGAUCUCCAGCUUUUAAUACAAAGCAAAGCCUUUAGAGAUGAUUGUAGGCUUUGGAAGGGAGCGUGAUAGAGGGGCUCAUUUUUUAUGUCCUGCUCAGAAACUCACCCAAUAAGUUUUACAUCUGUGGAGGACCAAGGAUAACAUGGGGUUGACCACUUCUUUGUUGCUUAUAUUUUUUUCUGCAAACAUUAACUUUCAUUUAGAUCAGCCAGCAUGGUUAUUUUGAUGGUUGGUGUAGGUCAAACUAUACCGUAAGCUUUCCUAUCAAAUAAAUCAGCAGUCUGGCAGGAGUGUGAAGUAAAAAACAAACAGCAAAGUCAAUCACAGGGAACAGCAGUAAUGAUAACAAGGAAACUUUUUUUUACUUUUAAAUCAUCCAUAGUCAUUUUAAUGCUGGAGUAGGAAGCCCACUUGACUGAGGAGCAUGGGUUCCUCGGUUCUUUUUAUAAAUGGUCUCAAUCCAUUUUCUCAUGUGGAACACUUGUCAUUCCAUUCAUCCUGAGCACAUAGUCCCUUUGCGUUGUACAUUCAGUAAGCACAUCAAUUUUCUUCUCGUACAGAGUACAGCUGGACUUUGUUUUUGUUUUUGCAUUUAGAUGUCUUGGUUUAAUUUUAGUCAGACUAAUUUUGAUGUAAUUUUGUCGCUCUUUCUUUGUCUAUUUUUUUCCUCCUUUCACAUGAGGAAAAGAGCCAGUAUCAUAUAACCAGACUUCUAGAUGGUUUAUAGACCACUAUUUGGAUGUUCAUGGUAGAAUAUUGAGAAACUCGGGACAUUUCAUUCUGAGAAACUGAGAACGUGCGACAUCUCUCUGUUUCCCACACUUGUUCUCAGGUUUUAUUCAGAGUUCUGUGUACAAACAGAUUUGACUGGUUUGACCAGUUCUCUGAGUAUAUAGUGAUAAAGCAUCAUAACUUUCACCCUUUCCAACACAAUUUGCACAGACUGACUGAAAGCCAUGAAUUGGUCUAUGUAGUCUCAAAGAGGUCUUCAUCCUUGGAUGAAGAUGACCUGAAAACCACUUCACACAUUAGCAUAUUGAUGACUCACACAACAACCUCCCAUAGCAUGUGUUUGCAGUGUCUAUGAGAUUACAUACACAAAAUGGGCUUUAAGCAUUACACUGUUAAUAGGCAUACAACAUAUUCUUGAGCUUGAGGGAUGGCCUUUAAUUAUUAGUAACUCAGUCACAAACGGAAAAAACAAGAAUUGCUGUAAUCAUUAUCUAGCUCUCUUUAAUUCAUGCUCUUGACCUUGAAAAAUUAGGUAACCUUUGAUUGUAGCUGUUGCAGGGAGAAUAAUAAAUCUGCAUACAGAUCUAGCAAAAUUAAUAAUCGGCAAUUUGGGUCAUAUUUAAUACACAUCCAUGACCCUGCUUUUUUCAUAUACCAGUUUUGUCUGUGCUUGAUUUUAGAAGUCAGGUUCACAAUUCUGAAAUUGAAAAUCCCAUGUGUUUUUUUUUAAUUAAGUUUGGAUGUAGAGAUAGUUUUUAAGUAGUGAUAAUUAUUAUUUAAAUGCCUUCCUCAUCUAGCAAUUUUAAUAUCUCACAAAAGAUGAGUUCUUUAAAAAACAAACAAAAAAAACCCUGCCACAUCUCCUGUACAAAUAAGUUUGGAUCUAGGAACUUUGAAUAUAUAUUUUUGGGAGUACUUACUACCUUGGCCAUAAUAUUUGGAUCACAUAAUCUUAGGUCUUCAAAUAACAUCCUUUUAGAGACUGUGGUGAAUAUGGAUACGGAUAUGAACAGGGUGUAUUCAGUUUCAAGUACUCAUUGGGGAAAAGUAAUCAUUAAAACUGUUGGUUUGCUUUCAUUGCUGACUUCCUCAUUGGAUAAUAAAAGCUUGGAGAUCACUGUCUGAGAAUGCUGUUGGUUAAAUUUUGCUGAGUGCAUUAAACUUGAAGACAAAAGCAUUGAAAAUAUGAAGACAGUGUUUAAUCUGAGUAUUCCUUAUUUGUAUUGCAAUGGGAAUUGUUGGGUUAUUUUUUGUGGUCUUGAGAAAAUUAUUUACUGUUUAAGGGUGCAUUAAAAUGCUAAUCCAAAAGUCUUCUGAUUUUUCAGCUUAACAAAGUUCUUGAAAGCUGAACAUUACAGUAUCAUACAAAACAAAAUCAGUUUGGAUCAGGAUUUUAAUUUUAAAGGGAUACUCUGUCUAGAUUACUGGAUUGCUUUUUUAUAUCAAACAUUGGAUAUUCGGGCCUGGUGAACACUAGGAACUGACUUUUUACUUACAGCCAGCGAUUUACUAACACCAUUUUCCUUCCGCUGUGAAGGAAGAGCCUUAGAGCUUCAAAAGGCUGAACUGGCUUUGCUCUUACUUCAGCUACCAAUCCUUGGUGAUGUAGUUAAUAACUUCAAGAGGUAAGCUACCUCAAUUUGAUGAGACUGGGCAGUACUGAUGGCCAUAAAAGUAGAUGCAAGUCCAUUAAAACCAGUUGUGUUAUACUUUCUUAGGCCAGUAAUUGAUUUGAUCUGGAGACUUUUACAUUAUUAGGACAGAACUUUAAAAUUCUGACCAGAGAAAUUGUAUGUCUUCUUUGCAUAUUCACGUCAGGGAUCCAUGCUAAUUGCAUAAGUAUAAAAAUGUCCCAUAUUCUACUGUUAGUGGUAGCUGGGCUUUAGAGAGAACAACUUUCAAAAGGACAAAUAGCCUUUUUGCAAGUGCAUGUCAAAUUUUCUUUUACUGCUUACUAUGCAAUGUAGAAUUCUGAAUAUUUGUAGUUACCUUAAGAUAGAAAAAACAGAGUCUCUGUUAAUAUUUUGGAACUGAAAUCUCUCUCUCAAGCUCCCUUCCACAGGCAAAAGGCCAAUUUGCUGCUAUUGACUCUUAUCUUUUAGAAUUUUCCUUUAAUUUCCAUAAACCCUUGCCUUGGUUUGCUAUAUGAAGUUGUAAUUUUUAAAAUAAUCAACACUUUUGUUUGGGGAAUAUCUUAAACCAGCUGACUCUUAUUCUUACCCCUUGGAAUACUAUAUUGUAGAUGAAAUGCCAGUUCUCUUAUUAUUAAAUCGUAACAUGAAGGUGGACCUGCCAAUUUUUCAACUGCGAUGCUCUCAUAGUGCUUAUUUUGGCAUUGUAUUUCUUUUAAUAGUUAAGACAUAUUUGGGUUUUCUAGAUGCCUUUCUAGAACCACUAGCCACUUUAGGAGUAAGAUAUUUACAUUUAUGUCAAAGUUUAGCUGGUAUCUUAUUUCUGUCAGUCGUACACACAAUUUCCUUUUUUGAAAUAUAGUUCCUUCCUAAAAUUGCAAAGUAAUUCAAAUUUUAAAAUGCUUUUGUUUGCUUGUAUUUCUUCCCUCAAGAGCACUGCCCUUUCAAUAGUUUUUCAUAGAUUACUGUAUUUUUAGGGGAAAUUAAUUUUUUAUAGCCACUAAACUGUAUUCAUUAUUUUUGUACAUGUGCAACUAGGUCAUUUGGGAACACAAAUCUUUUGAAAGGUUAUUUGGUUCCAUUUUUAAUACAUUUAUUCACAGAUACCGUGUUGCUAAAUUUUGCCAUCAGAAUUGAUACCUCUGACAAGCAGCCGAGAACAAAAAGGCUUUACAAAAUAUUAAUCACUGGUAGUCCUGGUACAUGCAGACUGCAGACAGAUUCACUUAAUUCCUACUAACUGGCAGGGUCUUAAAUGCAGUGAGAGGGGGAAAGAGACUAGGAAAAAUGUAGAAUCUCUAGCCUGGGCUCUCCAGACAGUACGUGAUGGGUUCCUUGAUGUGGGCUGCAAAGUGCAUCUGCUAUGGCUGCAGCUUCCUGUCUGAAUGAAGGAAGUUUUAAACUGACAGCAGAACAGAGCAGUCAAGCGUUUCUAGAUUGCACAACUUGAGGCUACAGUUGGUGGUGGUGAGAGACAGAUGGGUUGCAUCUUUAUGCACAAGAAAAACAGCACUUUGGGGAGAAGGCUAGAUUUGAACCCUUCUUCCUGACUGGCUUUCUAUGGGUAAGACGUUCUAUUUGUGGCAAGAGUAUUCAAGCAUGCAAUCCCAUCCUCCCACCCUGUAGUUUGAAGUAGUACAGUCCAGGAAAAGCUUUACUGUCUGAUUCUUCUAACUGAAUUAACCGGAUCCCCUUGUAUUUGGUUUUAUGCUGUUUGUGGGACUUGCUUUCAUUUAUGAGCUCACCCAACAAUACCACCACCACCACCAUCAACACCGCCACCCUAAAUCUGUAACUGAGGCUUGUUGAAUCAGAGACAAAAAGGUAUUGCAGAUGCAACCCUAGUCAUGCCUGCGUCUUUAAGUACGUCAAAGCAGCUAGACAAUAAAGGCUUAAAAUAUAAGAUGCAACACAGAGACCUGUACUGUAAGCAGACUGUGCCAAUAUUACUUCAGUUUGUAGUCAUUGAUCAAUACUUGUUUUAAAUGAAAACAGCUUUUGAUUAAAAAAAAGUCGAAUGUCUUGAAAUUCUGCAACACAUAUAUUGGAAAGAUGUAAAUACUGUAUACAGAUUGUUGUAAGUGAUGGGAUGAAAAAAUAUAUAAAUUCUAGUCUUUUUCAGUAAUGAACUGAAUGCUGUUUAUAAAAAGAAAAAUAAAUAGCUAUGUUUGACCAUGA